Molecule: messenger RNA, 1468 nt
Organism: Dermacentor albipictus
Lineage: Eukaryota; Metazoa; Arthropoda; Arachnida; Ixodida; Ixodidae
Product: V-type proton ATPase 21 kDa proteolipid subunit c''-like
Biological process (GO): proton transmembrane transport
Cellular component (GO): proton-transporting V-type ATPase, V0 domain; membrane
Molecular function (GO): proton-transporting ATPase activity, rotational mechanism
Source: RefSeq, a predicted model, not a curated record
CAUCACGUUUUGUUGGUUGCAAAUGUCAUGAGACUCAAGUGCUGUGACUAGCGACGUUGAGGCCGGCUUUUUUUCGUCAUUUCAGCCGCAUAGAGCCAUUGUUUAAGGAGAUUUAACUGUGAGAAGAGCCAAGUACGACAGAAUGGGCUUGCUAGCGAAGACUCAGUACACCGUGUACAGCAUAACCAGCUUCGUGAUCCUUUGCGUUGCACUGUACUAUAUUCUCUCUGGCAAAGGGUCGAGGUUAGACUUUGGAUGGUUCUUGGAAGGAAUCUCUCCGUACAUGUGGUGCUGUCUUGGGAUUGGUCUGUCCAUAUCGCUAUCUGUUGUUGGCGCAGCCAGUGGCAUCUUCACAACAGGUGUGAGCAUCGUGGGUGGGGGUGUGAAGGCUCCACGCAUUCGUACCAAGAACUUGGUCUCCAUCAUCUUCUGUGAGGCAGUAGCCAUCUAUGGCAUCAUCAUGGCCAUUGUGCUUCAGGGCCAGAUCAACAGAUUUAACGAUGACACUCUCGACUACAAACAGAAGGCACUCAACUACAUGUCUGGCUACAUCAUGUUUGGAGCAGGCUUGGUGGUUGGCCUGGGCAAUCUCUUCUGUGGGAUGUCUGUGGGUGUUGUGGGGUCAGGUGCUGCACUGGCUGAUGCAGCCAACCCGGCGCUCUUUGUCAAGCUGCUGAUUGUGGAGAUCUUUGCCAGCGCCAUUGGACUGUUUGGCCUCAUUGUGGCCGUCAUCAUGUCUGCCAAAAUCAGCAUGGGCGACUCUACCAAGGCCUAGCGUGGUGCAGUCGCAGCAUAUGCUACCCCGAAGCUCCCUCUUAUCCUCCACUCUCCAGAGCUCUUCUACCCCAGCUGGGUCAUUGUGAACUUCUUGCAGCGGGGUCUCUCACAUUGGAGACUCGUCAAGUGAAGAGAUGCAACUGCCAGGAUUGUGUACUUGUUUCAGCAGAGUGUGUUGUUUCUCACCUAACCAAGCCACUACUAUUCUUUGCCUGUGCAGUACAACCUGUUCAGUUUCCUGCAUUAUCACAAAAUUGUUCCCGUUGUAAGACCUUCUGUCCAUUCCAUAGCAGUCCCCAUUGCCUCUGGCAGACAUGUUUAAAUGCCUUCUUGUAAAAAAAAAAAAAAGCAUCACAUCAAGCAGCCACAUUAUAAUGGACAAUUUCUUGUGCAUUCUAGUCUGGUGGUUUUUGGCACAAAUCACAGUGAACAGCUUGGACUCUCAGAUUUUUCUUUCUUUCACUUCUCCUACUGUGGCAAGUUUUGUAUUGCUCCCAAUUGAUAAAUAGUGGCCUGAAGUCCAAAGAAUGUGCUGCAAGUGUGUGAACCUAAUCCCAUUGAUAGCACACCUAUGCUUAGUAUAGCAAAUGUUGUGGAUAUAUAGUUAAGCGUGGAAAUAUUUAUUUGUACAUAUGCGACAGUUGGUGUGUUGCUGCUGUGUGCAAAGAUAGUAAAAAUACAGUUGUCGAAA